This is a messenger RNA of Megalopta genalis, 2876 nucleotides long. RefSeq names its product L-asparaginase. Gene Ontology annotation, molecular function: asparaginase activity; protein binding. Gene Ontology annotation, biological process: amino acid metabolic process. NCBI's taxonomy places the organism in Eukaryota, Metazoa, Arthropoda, Insecta, Hymenoptera, Halictidae. The record is from RefSeq and is a predicted model, not a curated record.
UUCCUCGAUCAAAAUAAAUCGAAUCAAAAUUUCGACUGUUACAACCGUAUCUGGUAAAGGUAGGAAUGAUAUCCGGUCAAGGAUCUUUCCGACGUCGCUUUCGAGAGGAAUCUUUUGACCGGAUAUAAGCAUUGUAAAAUUAUUCGAACGGUUUGUACUUGUUUAAGAAAGUAGCCUAGUCGACGGAAUGCGUUUUAUAGCUUGGUUUCCCAUCCGUCACACUAGAAUGACCUCUAAAUCACUUCGUUGUGCGCGAAAGUAAAGCGACGAUCGGGUUGCCACCGAUCGAGAAGUUAAUUUGCAUUAUUCUUUGAAAAAAAGUUGUUCCGUCGGCCGCGCGUGUUUAAAGAAAUCUAAUCUAACACUUGACCCUGGCUGGCCUCUAACGAUUCACGGAAAAAUAGUAAUGUAACCGAUAUUUCUCAGUACCACUGAUUCAUUCACUGAUGGAGUGCGCGAAUCCGUUGUGCGUUAUUAUCGCGGCACUAGCAUCACGUCUUCUUCACGGUAAACCUAUUUGUAUUACUGAAAAUGUUCAAUCUACGGAUCUGUAAUAUUUGCGUUAGCUUACGUCAUCAAUUCAGGCUUUUUUCCUGAUCUCCAUAACGUUCUGGCGAUCCUAUGGGCUUCGAAAACUUUACAGUAAUAUCCGUAGUUCUAUUUCGAUGAAUCGUUUAAAUCCAAUUCUGUUGUCACCGUUUUCUAACGUGGGCAUGUGCCAAGCAUUCAAGGGCGCGCUUUGAACUUCCAUGAAAGUCCAGUUGGCCAUUUAAAAUGUUAAACAAAUUGAACGGUUACCGUGAUAUAACCGAAGACAUUAUUAGCGAAGCAUUUCUGGAAGCUUACGGUGAUAACAUUCAUCGGCUAAUAGGAAGCAUGGCGACCGACAAGCCUCAGCUGGUGGCAGUCAACAGCGAAAGUGACAUUAGGCAGCUGGAGAAACAUACUUCCGGUCAUCUUGCCCCCGAGAGCGUUCUCGAUGGCCGUGUUUUGGUCCUUUACACUGGUGGAACCAUUGGCAUGAUCAGGAACGACGAUGGAGUCCUAGUGCCCAAAGCGAACGCGUUCGUGAAGAAUCUGCGAAGGUAUCCCAAUAUGCACGAUAAAAAGUACGCGGAGGAACGAUUCGGCUCGAUGGGACCGUUGGUGCUUCCAAUGACCAGGGGCGACAGCAGGCGGGUAAUAUACAACGUGCUGGAGUACUCGCCGCUCUGCGAUUCCAGUAACAUGACGAUGGACAACUGGAUUGCCAUUGCCAACGACAUUCAGCAAGCCUACCAGCACUUCGACGGUUUCGUGGUGCUCCACGGAACGGAUACUCUGAGCUACACAGCAUCGGCUUUGUCGUUCAUGCUCGAGGCACUCGGCAAGAUAGUGAUACUGACCGGGUCCCAGGUGCCGAUUUUCGACUCGAGAAGCGACGGCCUAGAGAACUUCCUCUCGUCCCUAAUCAUAGCCGCGAGUUACCACAUACCGGAAGUUUGCGUCUACUUCGGGACGAAGCUGAUGCGGGCAAACAGAACGAGCAAGAUCUCGACCACUGCGUUCAAUGCGUUCGACUCGCCUAACUUCCCGCUCCUGGCCAAGGCCAAUAGUAAAAUUGAAGUGGACUACCGGGCCAUUUUCCGGCCAUGCACGCUGACAAAGUUCUGCGUGCACGCCAACUUGAACAGGAACGUGGGCUUGUUGCGGAUAUUCCCAAGCAUCACCACGGAACUGGUGAGAGCGUUCCUGCAACCGUCCAUCGAGGGCGUCGUGUUGGAGAGCUACGGGGCUGGAAAUAUCCCAAUCAACCGGGAAGACUUGGUCGACGAGUUCCGCAAAGCGUCGAAACGCGGAGUUAUUAUAGUGAACAUCACGCAAUGCGCGACUGGAUGCGUCAUGGGGUUGUACGAGCCAGCGAAGCAACUGGAAAAAGCUGGUGUAAUAUCCGGCUACGACAUGACCCCGGAAGCAGCGCUGACUAAAUUAGCCUACGUGUUGUCGAAGAAGGAAUGGAACACGGAUACGAGACGGAAGAUAAUGCAGACCAACUUACGUGGAGAACUGUCCGCAGGACGACCGCCUUCCCUCCAGGACGUAGACCUCGUGGAAGCGGUCGCAAGGUCUCUGAGGAUCUCGUCGAGCGCCGAGUUCGCAGAGCUGGGCACGAUCCUGUUCCCAGCGAUGCUGAAUGCCGCCGUUAUCGCGAAAGAUCUGGCCAAACUCGAAUCAUUGAAAGGCUACGGCGCGAAUAUCACGCAGAAGAACGCGGACGGGCGCACUGCGUUGCAUAUCGCCUGCUGCGAAGGGGAUUUGAACGUGGUCCAGUGUCUCUUGAGGAUGGGGGCUAGCGUGCAUAUCAAGGACCGGUUCGACCGUACACCGCUCACCGAUGCUCUAGAAUACGAUCACCAUGACAUCAUCAAAGUUCUGUUACAAUGCGGCGCCCAUCUGCACGGCAGCGGCUACCUGAUAGGCGAAAAAAUGUGCGUGGCAGCCGCCGUCGGGAACGUGAAACGUCUGAAGUCUUAUCAUAUCGCGAACGCAGAUCUUUCUCAGAUCGAGUUCUCGGGUCGAACUCCGCUGCAUUAUGCCGCGUUGCACAAUAAACCGCAGGUGAUUAAGUUCUUGUUGGAGCACCGGGUGAACACCGACUGCAAGGACAAGAUAGGGCAAACCCCUUUGGAUCUGGCCAGGGCGGCCGGUUCCGCGGACGCGGUGUCAUUGCUCUCGGACCCAGAGCCGACUGGCAGCUCGGUGAAAACGGCCGGAUGAAAGUGAAAUGAGGGGUUGAUAGAAGGUUGAUAUAACGUAACGCCACGGUCCGUCACAAUGGCCGGCUGGGACAACACGUAUUAAGGAGAAAAUAAAACGUUUACUCGUGCAUCGCCUAA